GAAGAGAAACUGAGUUGCAAACCUCAGUAAAAGACAUUUGUCUGGAAAUCAGUCUUGACUGACCAAUGUCAUAUAUUGUCACAAACAUGGAUCUAAAGUGUGCUUUUGUUGACACUAGGAAGUUAGGAACAAACUGGAAGAGCUGAAGCCAAAAGCUUGUCAUACACUGAAGAUCUUUUGGGUCUUUUUUUUAGGAAUGAUUUGCCUGGACACCCCAAUUAAACAUGUUUUAAAUCAGAACGAGAGGUUGAAACKUAUGUACCUACUUAAUAAAAAGUGAGCAUCUUUCAACUUUUCAACUAAGCUGAGAAUAGAGCCGUGGUUCCCAUGCAGCCUCGGCUGUGAUGACUUUAGUUUGUCUCCAGUGAAGCACCAGUAAUAAUGUUGUCAAAAGUGACGCUGGGUGUCAUCCUUUCCCUUCUCAUCCUUCUGACUGUGGGUGGUAAUGUGCUGGUGUGCCUGGCUGUCUGUGCCUCUCGACGCCUCCGCUGCCUCACUAACUGCUUCAUUGUGUCGCUGGCUGUGACAGACCUGCUGCUCGGCCUCCUGGUCCUCCCGUUCUCCGCCCUCCUGCAGCUCAACGACGAGUGGCCGCUUGGCCCCGUCUUCUGCAACUUCUACAUCUCCAUGGACGUUAUGCUGUGCACGGCCUCCAUCCUAACUCUGCUGGCCAUCAGUGUGGACCGCUACCUGGCAGUGACCAUGCCUCUGCGUUACGCCUCACUUGUGUUGCCGUGGAGGGUUGCUUUAGCCCUGAUGAGCGUUUGGACAGUUUCCGUGGCCGUGUCGUUCCUGCCCAUUCAAAUGGGCUGGAACACGGUUAACGGCACGGUGCAGAACCACGGGCCRUGGGCUUCAAAGAGGAGGUGUCGUUUCGAGCUGAACAAACCUUAUGUCCUCACCGAUUCCCUUCUCACCUUCUACCUGCCUCUCGGGGCGAUGUGCUGGACCUACCUSCAAAUCUUCCGCAUUGCACGGUCUCAGGCCAAGCGCAUCAUCAGUGCCCAACCCAUUUGCAUCACCAGCUACAACAGCCGGAACAACCCCGCCACCCGUACCACUCUGGUUUCCAGYGCCACAGCCGUGGCACUGAGAGAGCACAAAGCCACACUGACUCUGGCAGCAGUGAUUGGAGCGUUUGUGGUCUGUUGGUUACCUUAUUUCAUAUUAUUCACGGUGCUGGGUUUAAAGGAGCAUCCAGACCCUGGCAUAGUACCAGAAUUCCCCAUAGUGUUGUGGCUGGGCUACGCCAACUCAGCCCUCAACCCCAUACUCUACGGAGCCCUCAACAGGGACUUCAGGUCAGCUUACAGCCACCUCCUGAGAUGCCGGGUCCCUUCUUACACUGGGUGGAGAAGUCGACAACCAUCUGCUACUGUUACAGCAGCCAGAGAGCAGCUCACAGAGAUGACACUGUUGUGUUGYCACGCCCCCGCAGCCUGCAGGGCAGCUCUAACAGAUCAAAACGUUACGCUUCAGGACAUGAACAGCAGGACAGCCACACCAACUAUCCACUCUGCAAACGGCAGUGCUGCCACAGAUGUCAAAGGCAAUGAAGGAGUUCAGGUUGUGCCUAGCUGGAGCUGAUGAGGUGGGUGCUGUGCUCAUUUUACAACCCAGAGUCAGAACCCAUCAGCCUGACGAGAAUGAGUAACAAACAGACCAAAGAUGGACAGCAAUGUAACAACCCCCCACAUACUCAGUCCGUCAGCAGAGCCAACCAUAAUACCACAUAACUCACUCAACUCAAACUUCAAC
This is a messenger RNA of Austrofundulus limnaeus, 1758 nucleotides long. RefSeq names its product histamine receptor H2a (gene hrh2a). Gene Ontology annotation, cellular component: plasma membrane. Gene Ontology annotation, biological process: positive regulation of MAPK cascade; adenylate cyclase-activating adrenergic receptor signaling pathway. Lineage: Eukaryota; Metazoa; Chordata; Actinopteri; Cyprinodontiformes; Rivulidae. Bases 382 to 1587 code for a protein of 401 amino acids. The transcript has 4 exons. The record is from RefSeq and is a predicted model, not a curated record. Gene Ontology annotation, molecular function: G protein-coupled receptor activity.